GAUCAAUAAUCCUUGUAGUUUUCUACACUGUUGAUAGUCAUGACUCAUCACUUUGUCUUUGCUGCAGUAUCUGCCUGCCUUGUCAGCAUUCCAUUUCCCUCCCUUUAGCUAGUAGUAUAGCUUCCUCACCUCGCCGGCCACCGCUCCAUCGCUGCCGUGCCGGCGCGCCACCGUGAGAUCUCUCUCCCCCGACAUUCUCUCGGAGACACAGAGAGAGCAGCAGGGACAAGGAAUCGGACGAACAGUUUGUGUCAGAGAGAGAGAAUAGACGAGAGCUCGGAUGCAACGCAAGAGAUCGGAUUCCAUGCUUGCUCCGCCAUUGCCAUUCCGUUCUUGGCAACUUUGAUCCCUCGCUUGCUCCGGCCAUCCACGGCAACCAACCCCAACCAGGAAGGUCACCAGCGAGAGGAGGAUCGGAGGAGGAUAAGUAGCCGUGGGUGCUUGCCGCCUCGCUGAUGGCCCUUGCCGCCGCGCCGCCAUGCCCCGCACCGCAAGAAAAGCUCGUGUCCUCCUGCUGUCCUCGCCGCCGCCGCCGCCGUCGCCGCCGGUGAUGCUUCGGCGUGGCGGGGUGGUGUUGUUGUUGGUGGUGGUGGUGCUCGGGCUGCUCGCCGCGCGGUGCGACGGGAAGAAGGUGUCGUCGUUCGUGGGGACGUACGGGGUGAACUACGGCAGGAUCGCGGACAACCUGCCGCCGCCGACGGAGGUGGUGAAGCUCCUCCGCAUGGCGCGGAUCAAGAACGUGAAGAUCUACGACGCCGACCACACCGUCCUCGACGCGUUCCGCGGGUCGGGGCUCAACCUGGUGAUCGCCGUGACCAACGGCGAGGUGAAGGACAUCGCGGCGAGCCCCGCCAAGGCCAUGGACUGGCUGAACGAGAACGUCCAGCCCUACUACCCCUCCACCCGCAUCGUCGGCAUCACCGUCGGCAACGAGGUCCUCGGCGGCGCCGACGCCGGCCUCGCCGAGGCCCUCAUCGGCGCCGUCGUCAACAUCCACGACGCGCUCAAGAUGCUCGGCCUCGCCACCAAGAUCGAGCUCACCACGCCCCACUCCGAGGCCGUGUUCGCCAACUCCUACCCGCCGUCGGCGUGCGUGUUCCGCGACGACCUCAUGGUGUACCUCAAGCCGCUGCUGGACUUCUUCUCCAAGACCGGCGCGCCGUUCUACGUCAACGCCUACCCGUUCCUCGCCUACAUGAGCGACCCGGCGCACAUCGACGUCAACUACGCGCUGUUCAAGCCCAACGCCGGCAUCUACGACGCCAAGACGAGGCUGCGCUACGACAACAUGUUCGAGGCGCAGGUGGACGCGGCCUACUUCGCGCUGGAGGCGGCGGGGUACCCGGAGAUGGAGGUGAGGGUGGCGGAGACCGGGUGGGCGUCCGCCGGCGACGCGACGGAGGCCGGCGCCGACCCGGCGAACGCGAGGGCGUACAACUUCAACCUCAGGAAGAGGCUGUUCCUGCGCAAGGGGACGCCGUACAGGCCGGGGAGGGUGGCCAAGGCGUACAUCUUCGCGCUGUUCAACGAGAACCUCAAGCCGGGGCCGACCACCGAGCGCCAUUACGGCCUCUUCAAGCCCGACGGCAGCGUCUCGAUCGAUCUGGGGUUCAAGGGCCUCGUCCCUUCGUCGUCGUUGCCAUCGUCGUCAAUUAUCUCAUUCAAGAGAGCUCGAGAAAGGGGAUGGAUGGCGCUUGUACAGUACUCGGCUACACUUCUGUCAUGUACAUUCAUUUUUCUAGUUUUAAGUUAGUGAUCUGAUUACAACCAGAUUAAUUAGUUACUAACUGUCAAUCGAUCCGUCAUGCCCAUGUGAAAAAAAAAUAUUCGUUCUUUGGAUGCAAAUUCCACGAAAAUUGUGGCAUAGAAAUUCAAAAGAGUUGUCCCUUCCUGUACAUA
Molecule: messenger RNA, 1899 nt
Organism: Oryza sativa Japonica Group (Japanese rice)
Lineage: Eukaryota; Viridiplantae; Streptophyta; Magnoliopsida; Poales; Poaceae
Product: glucan endo-1,3-beta-glucosidase 14
Biological process (GO): carbohydrate metabolic process
Cellular component (GO): plasma membrane
Molecular function (GO): hydrolase activity, hydrolyzing O-glycosyl compounds
Source: RefSeq, a predicted model, not a curated record